GCCUGUCGCGCUUCCUCUUGCUCCCCACUUAACAACUCUGAAGAAGGCAGACAGGCUCCGCGAGAGAUCAACAAGCGUCCCCUAAGGCAGCGCGCUCAAGGGAGGGCGCGCGCGUGCGCGCUACGGAGGGCCAGUCGAGCCGCUACCGGCGCGAGGCGGUGGCGGCAGCGGCUCCGCGCGCGCGCUCCCUCCCUCCCCCCUCGUUCUUCUCCCCUCACCCUCCCCCCGCCCCACUUGGUCUGGGGGGAUCGAUUCCCGGGUCGGCGUAAAAUGGAGGGUCUGACGCUGAGCGAGGCGGAGCAGCGUUAUUACUGCGACCUCUUCUCCUACUGCGACACCGAGAGCACUAAGAAAGUGGCGUCCAACGGGCGGGUCCUCGAGCUCUUCCGCGCCGCGCAGCUUCCCAGCGAGGUGGUCAUGCAGAUCAUGGAACUUUGUGGUGCAACAAGACUUGGAUACUUUGGAAGAAGUCAGUUCUACAUUGCUCUGAAACUUGUUGCAGUAGCUCAGUCUGGGCUUCCACUGCGAGUGGAAAGCUUAAAUUCAGUCAAGGACCUUCCCCUGCCCAGAUUUGUCAUGUCAAAGAAUGAACAGGAACUGAGGCAUUCGUCCUUGUAUUCUUCAGAUGCUGAUAAUUCCUCCUCCUAUUCAGGUGCAAUUCCUCCUCCUCCUCCAGGCAGAAUACAAGUGAAAAAAGGCUCUGUGAGCCAUGAUGUAGUCCAACAACGUCCAUCAACAGAUCAACAGGAGUCCACAUCUCCAGUUGUUUCACCACAGCAAUCCCCACCAACAUCUCCGCAUUCAUGGAGGAAGCACAGCCGCCAUCCUAGUGGAGGGAAUAAUGAGCGACCUCUUGCUGGACCAGGGCCUUUUUGGGCUCCAUUUAGUGAAGCACAAUCAGGCUCCUGUAAUACUGGUGAUCCAAUGUGGUCUGGCCAUUCUCCACCACCCCAUCAAGAAAACUGGGUCAGUUUUGCAGAUAACACACCAACCAGUACUAUUUUACCCAUGCAUCCUGCUUCUGUCCAGGAUCAGACAACUGUACGAACUGUAGCAUCAGCUACAACAGCUAAUGAAAUUCGUAGGCAAUCAAGUAGUUAUGACGAUCCCUGGAAAAUAACAGAUGAACAAAGGCAGUAUUAUGUGAAUCAAUUUAAAACCAUUCAGCCUGAUCUAAAUGGAUAUAUUCCAGGGUCUGCAGCUAAAGAAUUUUUUACAAAAUCAAAACUCCCUAUUCUUGAGCUGUCGCACAUUUGGGAACUAUCAGAUUUUGACAAAGAUGGUGCAUUAACACUGGAUGAGUUCUGUGCUGCUUUUCAUCUAGUAGUUGCAAGAAAGAAUGGCUACGAUUUGCCUGAGAAACUGCCUGAAAGUUUAAUGCCUAAACUGAUUGAUUUGGAGGACUCAGCAGUUGUUCCUGUUUCAGAAGUGGGAGAUCAGUCUGGUGAGGUAGGUUAUGCAAGUUCACCAGCAGAAGCCCCUCCAAGCAAAUCACCAUCUAUGCCAUCGUUAAAUCAGACCUGGCCAGAACUAAAUCAAAACAGUGAGCAGUGGGAGACAUUUAGUGAACGCUCCUCAAGCUCACAAACUCUGACCCAAUUUGAUUCUAACAUUGCACCAGCUGAUCCUGAUACUGCUAUUGUUCACCCUGUUCCAAUUCGAAUGACUCCAAGCAAAAUCCAUAUGCAGGAAAUGGAGCUUAAAAGAACUGGAAAUGAUCAUACGCAUCCUACAAGUCCUUCACUGGUGAAAUCACCUGAUCUUGCAGAUGAAAAUAAAAUGAGUUCAUCUGUAAAAUUUGUAGGGGGAAAUACAGUUGCAGAUGGUUACAGCAGCUCAGAUUCCUUUACUUCAGAUCCAGAACAUAUUGGAAGCACUGUAACUAGGCAACGGUCACAUUCAGGGACAUCUCCAGAUAAUGCUGCUCCACCUCCUCCACCGCCAAGGCCUCAUCCCUCACACUCACGAUCAUCAUCUUUAGAUAUGAACAGGACCUUUACGAUUACUCCAGGUCAACAGCAAGCUGGAGGGAUUGCCUACCCCCCUGCAGUGCCUCCAAGACCUCAACCCGCACAGGCUGGAGGUCAUGUUCAUCGCCCAUCAGAUUCUGAAGGUCUAAUAGCUCAUACCAGUACCUCACCUCAACAAAUACCAGAACAGCCAAACUUUGCAGAUUUUAGCCAGUUUGAGGUUUUUGCUGCAUCAGGUGUGAAUGAAGAAGAGGAUGAAGAAAUUGAGAGAAACGCAGAAGCAUUGCAAGCAGAAAAACCCUCUGAUUCUGCAGGAACUAUUAGAGUUGCCAAGACUGAUGGAAGAUUAGAGGACAAGACAGCUUCUAGUGCCCCUGCAAAUGCGGGUAAAGGCACCACACCUCUAGCUCCACCACCAAAACCUAUACGCAGAAGGCCAAAAUCAGAGGAUGAGCUAAGACCUGAAGCUGAGGAGCAUACACAGAAAACAGGUGUCAUAGCUGCUGUUCUUGCUUCACAGCCAUCUAUUCCUAGAUCAGUAGGAAAGGACAAGAAGGCAAUUCAGGCAUCAAUCAGACGCAAUAAGGAGACAAAUACUGUUUUAGCCAGACUGAAUAGUGAAUUGCAGCAACAAUUAAAGGAUGUUCUUGAAGAGAGAAUUUCACUGGAGGUUCAACUGGAACAGCUUCGACCUUUCUCUCACUUAUAAGCCGAUUGCCAUUAACUGUGAACUAAUUAACUUUGAAAGGGGAAAUUGGGUAAAAGGCCUAAUUAAAGACCCAUAUGUUCAGCUCAGUGCACUCUAACAUUCUGUGAUUGUUUUGUCCUCUGUCCACAGUUGUAUUUAAGUAACUUUUAUAAUUUUAAUACAAAGAAUUGGAAUCAAUGUUUCCUUGAAUGUUCUAUAUAUUGGCACUGCCAUCCCUCCCAUUUCUUGGGAACACACCUACAGUCUAAGUUGGAGCCAGGUUUUUACAGUUUCAGUGGCCUAAAUCCCAAACUGGAAUUCAUUACCUAAUGGAUUUUUUUUGUAUUUCACAUCAUGGAAAAAAAAUAUUCCAGGUAUCCAAAUGGAUGCCUUUGUUACCAGUUACCUUAAAUAAACACCAAAAGCACAUUUUAUUAUGAAUAUGUGCUAUAUAUCUUCCUUUUGACUGUGAAAGUGAGAUUUACCUGCUGUCGUCAUUGGUCAGUUUCUCAUCACCAUUUAUUGUAACAUUGCUUAACUAUAAUUUCAAACAGCCAGCCAUUUUGGAUAAACCAACUCCUUCAAGUGCCACACUCUUACAUACUACUUUGCCAUGCCAAAUAGAUUUGGUUAUUCUUUUAUGUUUAGGUAUCUUGUACAACAUGACCACAACUUCACAGUGGUUGUAAUUCAUGACCCUGAUUUUGCAGCAUGCACAUACACAACCCUUUUGUGAAAGGAAUAGGUGUUCUCUCAGUCAGGCAUAUUUCCAGAACACCUGUAGUUGAUGAUUUGCACAUUGCCUUUUUUUUUUUAAACUGAUACAUUCACCAGACUCUCUUGUAAAAGAAUUCAUGGUCAAGAAAUGUGUUAGCACUUCAAUUUUUCUUUUCCUUCCCCUCAAGAUAUGUGGUUUAAGAGGUUUGGGCUACACUUUCUCCCCAUGUCUCCAAGCCUUACUCUUCUGGCUUAUAGACACGUUGCAUUAUUAACAGAAAGUUCCUUGACUGUAUCCUGCUCUUCAGGUUGAUGUACUGUAUUAGGAUUUGUUGUAUAUUGUAUAAUACACACCUUUUGAUCUCAUAUGUAAAUUUGCAUUAAUGCUGACUAACAGCAGAUAUACUAUUUAAUGGCUUAUUCUGGCUGUGGGAUCAUAGAUGUUAAACUGCAUGAAUGUAUCUCAGCAGAAUCAGAACUAGCAAGUGUGAUUUUUACACCAAUAAAA
Molecule: messenger RNA, 3883 nt
Organism: Gekko japonicus
Lineage: Eukaryota; Metazoa; Chordata; Lepidosauria; Squamata; Gekkonidae
Gene: REPS1
Product: RALBP1 associated Eps domain containing 1
Exons: 20
Coding region: 271-2679 (802 amino acids)
Biological process (GO): endocytosis; endosomal transport
Cellular component (GO): plasma membrane; cytoplasm
Molecular function (GO): calcium ion binding; protein binding
Source: RefSeq, a predicted model, not a curated record